Messenger RNA from Impatiens glandulifera, 1474 nucleotides. Its product is annotated as cysteine-rich receptor-like protein kinase 43. The coding region runs from base 90 to 1322 and encodes 410 amino acids. The record is from RefSeq and is a predicted model, not a curated record. Lineage: Eukaryota; Viridiplantae; Streptophyta; Magnoliopsida; Ericales; Balsaminaceae. Gene Ontology annotation, molecular function: protein kinase activity; ATP binding. Gene Ontology annotation, biological process: protein phosphorylation. The transcript has 6 exons.
UCUUCUCCGACCUUUUCCACAUGUAUAAAAAGCAGAGGGAAAUCAUGUUCUUCAUUUUUCUGGGUUUUCUCAUGGGAUUGUAAACAGCCAUGAGUACCAAAUCCAGCAGCUUUAUUAAACAACUCAUCAAACCCUUCAAUUUCAGUUUCAGUAAAGGCGGACGCGAAACUGAAGACUUAGAGAAGAUCGCCGCAAACGAGCAGAAGCAAUUCUCUUUUGAAACCUUAGCUCAAGCAACCCGAAAUUUCCACACCGAUCAGAAGCUCGGCCAAGGAGGCUUUGGCCCUGUUUACAAGGGUAAACUGAAGGAUGGGAGAGAGAUAGCUGUGAAGAAGCUAUCUCAGACAUCAAACCAAGGGAAGAGAGAAUUCAUGACUGAAGCUAAACUGUUGGCACAAGUUCAACAUAGAAAUGUUGUGAAUUUGUUGGGUUAUUGUUUACACGGUUCUGAAAAGAUACUAGUUUAUGAUUACAUACCCCACGAGAGCCUCGACAAGUUUCUCUUCAAAUCAGAGAAUCAAAGAAGAUUGCUGGAUUGGAAGAAGAGAUUUGACAUAAUUUCAGGGAUUGCUAAAGGUUUGCUUUACCUACACGAAGACUCGCACGAAUGCAUCAUUCACAGAGAUAUCAAAGCCAGCAAUAUUCUAUUAGACGGGAAAUGGGUCCCCAAAAUUGCAGAUUUUGGCAUGGCCCGUCUCUACAAAGAAGACAAGACUCACGUCCAAACCCGAGUGGCUGGCACAAAUGGUUAUAUGGCUCCAGAAUAUCUCCUCUACGGAAAUCUCUCGGUGAAGGCUGAUGUAUUCAGCUAUGGAGUCGUCGUUUUAGAAUUAAUAUCAGGACUUAAGAAUUCAAACUUCAACCUUGAUCCAGAUUCUAGUAAUCUUCUUGAAUGGGUAUACAAGCUAUACAAGAACAGCAAUAGCUUGGAAGCAAUGGACAAAAUUCUGACUCCUUCUGCUAUACCAGAGCAGGUAGCUUUGUGCAUACAAAUUGGGCUUCUUUGCACCCAAUCUGAUCCACAGCUAAGACCCAGCAUGAGACGGGUUGUGGUCAUGUUAUCAAAGAAGCUCGGUACAAUCGAGCAAGAGCCCGUUGCACCCGGGAUACUUGGUACUAGAUUUAGCAAAGGGUACAAACCAAACAGCACCAAAGAAGGAUCUUCAGUUUUUUCGGGUAAUUCUAGUUCCACUUCAAAUUCCAACACCAAUACAAGUACACAUACUAAUACUAAUACGGUUUCGACUGCAACUACAAGCUUGUCGGGGGUCGCGAAUUCGCGGAAGGAUCCUCAUGGGAAACGUCCUGUUAGUGGCCAUUAGGUUUUGGACAUUGGUUUUGAUCAUUAUUUUGCAUAUUCUUUUAGAUCAAGGUGUUUUCAUUUGAAACAAAUAUUUUAUCUUUGUGAAGUUUUAGUCCAUCUUAGUUUUUUGACCAGGGGAUUUAUAUAUUCAUGUAUAUAUCUUGUUUUCAA